AUGAUUUCUCUCAAGUCGCAGCCAGACGGCUCCCCUCUGGACCGCAAACAAGCCGUCCGAGACGCCCCUGGCUCACGGGUCGUCUCCAAGCCCGUGCCGGAAGCACAGGUGCAGGACCCGCGAGGCUACCAGAUUGAGCAGCUGAAGAGGAGAUUCUCGCCCAAAGUGUCUACGACCGCAGCCGGAGAGACGUCGCUGGUGUUUAAGCUCAAGCCCUCGGAUCCGGAUUUCCCCUUUGAGCUGCCGUACUUGGAGUGCGAUGUCCGCGUCCCGGAGGAGUACCCGGAGGAAAGGCCGGUGCUGCUCGUCAGGAAUAAGGACAUACCCAAGGGGUUCAGCAUCAACAUUGAGAGGGGAUGGGAUAGGCUUGCCGAGGAGAAGAAGGGGUCGACUCUCUUGGCGCUGGUAUAUGCUUUGGAUAGGAAUCUGGAACGAUUCCUGUCGGAGCAGAAAGUUGAGACGAUCAAACUGGUAUCGUUCAAAGACACGAGGCAUCUCGAUCAUGCAGCGGAACAGAAACAGUCCGCUGCGAUUGCGCCUCCCACAGUACAAAAGCAGGCUGCUCCCAGACCUCCUCCAAGGCGUUACGUCCCGGAGCCAUCAUACACGAGGGAGCAGAUUGCGGAGGCAAAAGCACGACGAGCUCAGGAGAUUCGGCAGCUCGAGGCGAGGAUGGGCAGGAUGCCACAGUUUCGCCGGUCGGCAGACGGUGUCGUCUUCACACUGCCCAUCGAGCCCAAACGCCGUGGGGAGCUCCCCUCUGGGUUACAUUCAGUGAACAGCAUUCACCUCAUCGUCCCACUGCUGUAUCCGCUGCAGCAGCUGCGAGUGCAGCUGAAUGAAGCAAACGCCGAGGAUGCGGAACCCAUCGAGGAGCUCUUUGCGGAAAAGGCUGCGGAACAGAAGCAAAUGACCCUCAUGAGCCAUGUCAACUACUUGGCCCAAAACCUCCAUAACCUCGCAAAGCAGGCGCACGAACUGGCACCUCAACAGCAGGUGUCGUCGCAAGUUUCCAGGGAUGCGUCGGCCGGCUCGUCGCAGCCGCUUGAUAAGGGGAAGGGGCACAUCCAGGUCAUUCCUCGACCCCCCGAAUGGAACGUUCACGAAGAAGGCGAAUCAGAAGAGGAUAGCUACUCGGAUUCGGACGACGAUGCAGAAGACGGCGGUGCCAUGCUGGGGCACGAGGACGAGGGCGCGAAAGUGCCUUCAUCCGACGAUGCGGUCGAACACGGCACCAUGAUAUCCUUCCCAAACAUUGAACUUCACAGCAUCGAGCUUUUACAGGUUUCCAUACUGAGUCUAAGCGUCAAAUGCGAGCGUUGCAAGACGGUGAACGACAUGACUGGACUCAAACCAGGAGUGGAAAAGACGUCGAGCUGCAAGAAGUGCGCCACAACCCUCACCGCCAAGUUUAGUCAACAGCUUGUUCAUCAGAACUCGACAAGAGCUGGCUUCAUUGAUCUCUCAGGUGGCAAGGUGGCAGAUAUGCUGCCGAGUACUUUUGUGCCUACGUGCGCCAAGUGCUCGACUCCCAGCCAAGGGCUUGUUUCCGUCAGGGGCGAGACUACGACCAACGUCUGCCGCGACUGCCACAGCAAGUUCACCUUCAAGAUCCCCGAAGUCAAGUUCCUCUUUGUCUCCCCUGGAACGCUUCCUCCGCCCUCCGUUGGCCCCCGACGGAAGCAAGAGAAGCUCGGACUGCACGCGGGCGACCAGCUUCCGGAUCGGGGCACCUGCUCCCACUACCGCAAGUCUUACCGGUGGUUCCGCUUCUCGUGCUGCAACCGCGUGUACAAGUGCGACAAGUGCCACGACCAAGCCGAGGACCACGUCAACGAGUGGGCAAACAGGAUGAUUUGCGGCUUCUGCAGCCGCGAGCAGAACUACGCCGUGGAGGCGUGUCGCUUCUGCGGCCGGAGCGUGAUUGGGAGGAGGGGGAAAGGAUUCUGGGAGGGUGGCAAGGGGAAUAGGGAUAAGACGACGAUGAGGAGGAACGAUACGAGGAAGUAUAAGAGGAUUGGGGGGUCUGCGGCCAAGAAGGAUUGA
Messenger RNA from Trichoderma citrinoviride, 2046 nucleotides. RefSeq lists its product as hypothetical. Gene Ontology annotation, molecular function: zinc ion binding. NCBI's taxonomy places the organism in Eukaryota, Fungi, Ascomycota, Sordariomycetes, Hypocreales, Hypocreaceae. Bases 1 to 2046 code for a protein of 681 amino acids. The transcript is spliced from 2 exons. The record is from RefSeq and is a predicted model, not a curated record.